This is a messenger RNA of Abrus precatorius (Indian licorice), 1298 nucleotides long. RefSeq names its product translin. The coding region runs from base 58 to 900 and encodes 280 amino acids. Gene Ontology annotation, biological process: RNA metabolic process. The record is from RefSeq and is a predicted model, not a curated record. NCBI's taxonomy places the organism in Eukaryota, Viridiplantae, Streptophyta, Magnoliopsida, Fabales, Fabaceae. Gene Ontology annotation, cellular component: cytoplasm; nucleus. Gene Ontology annotation, molecular function: RNA binding; sequence-specific DNA binding; single-stranded DNA binding. The transcript is spliced from 7 exons.
CAUAACACAGUUUGCACCGCAACAAGUAAAAAAAAAAAAGAAAAAAAGCAAUGCAAUAUGAAACCGGCGUUUCGAAACGCGGUCUGCUACUGCUACGCAUUCUCUCGCUCUUUGACCUUAAACCCUAACCCUCUCAUCAUCGUUUCGGCAUUUCGGAGACUCGAAACGUUUCGCGUUUCGUGCUUCUCUUCGUCAAUGGCGGUGCCUCCGUCGUCGCUGGAGAAGCAGUUCGACGCGUUUAGGACUCAGCUGGAAGAAUCUGGAACAUUGCGCGACCGAAUUCGAAGUGUUGUUUCGGAGAUCGAAUCCACCACAAGACUCAUGUACGCUAGCCUUCUUCUCGUUCACCAGUCUCGCCCCACUCCCGAGAUUUUGGAGAAGGCAAAGUCUCAGAUUAAUGUGUUAAAGGAACAGUAUAAGCAACUUGCUGAAAUUCUUGGAGGAUGCCCUGGGCAAUACUAUAGGUUUCAUGGUGAUUGGAAGAGUGAGACACAGUCUGUAGUUUCGAUGCUUACUUUUAUGCAUUGGCUUGAAACAGGAAGCCUUCUUGAGCACAAAGAAGCUGAGGAGAAACUCGGGUUGAAUAGGUCAGAGUUUGGUCUAGAUGUUGAAGACUACCUAAUAGGUGUUUGUUUUAUGUCUAAUGAAUUGCCAAGGUAUGUGGUGAAUCAAGUGACAGCUGGGGACUAUGAUUGUCCAAGGAAAGUCUUGAAGUUCUUAACAGAUCUCCAUGCUGCAUUCCGCAUGCUUAAUCUUCGCAAUGAUUUUUUGCGAAAGAAGUUUGAUGGCAUGAAGUAUGAUCUACGAAAAGUAGAAGAAGUUUACUAUGAUGUUAAGAUUCGAGGUUUGACACCCAAUGGUGAGUCAGUUGGAGAUAAAGAAAUCGAAGGACAAUCUUAAGUUGUGAUAGCCGUAGACCCAAAGCGAGAAUUUCAGUACAUGGAGCUUUUUUGACUUCUCAACAACUAUUCCCCUAAAAAAUUCGGUAGACUUGGCUUUCCGUUUGCUGGUAACUAGAAUUAUGUUUCCAAUGGUUGAUGAAAGGAAAUUAAGAUACAUGAGUACGGUAUACAACUGUUAAUGUGGUACUGACUCUUUCGAAGACAUUGUGAGAACUGAAAACACUGUAUUUCCUAUGUUCUAAAUGUAAAAUAUACGUUGAAGUUUAUUAAUGCUUGUGAUUGGUUGAACAGGGGUUUUCAGUUCCAUCCACAACAGACUAGUUGAUUCUUUUUUGGCUAACUUUGAACUGAAUGAAGUGGUAAUUUCCUUGUAAUGAAAUGAUGGUAAAGAGUAGU